Cutaneotrichosporon oleaginosum is the source of this 983-nucleotide messenger RNA. RefSeq lists its product as uncharacterized. Gene Ontology annotation, cellular component: cytosol; nucleus. Gene Ontology annotation, molecular function: nuclear import signal receptor activity. The record is from RefSeq and is a predicted model, not a curated record. Gene Ontology annotation, biological process: protein import into nucleus. NCBI's taxonomy places the organism in Eukaryota, Fungi, Basidiomycota, Tremellomycetes, Trichosporonales, Trichosporonaceae.
GGCAAGGUGCGAUGGAGAGAUGGAUGAUGAAUGCUGCGGGCAUGCGGGAACACAGCUGGACGCGUGGACGAUCGUCAUUCCCGCAGCCACCGGCCACUGUUCGGAUGCGGCUCAGUCUCAAGCAUGCAAGGUUGCAAGCUGGCAAGACGUUGCCCGGCGGCCUCGUACCUCCUCGGCGCAUCGGGUGCACCUUGCAUUUGGCGGCCGUCGGGCUCCUCGUCGAUCGUCGGCGGUGUAUGGCAGCCACAGUCGCGUCGCCGCGUCCGCCCCCGCGGCAGGGUCGGUAACAUGAUGUCAGCUCGGAUCGCAUUGUGGAAUUCCACACUUCACUUCCGACCUCCGCAGCUCUCAACACAUCACAAUGUUCGGGGCCAUCGUCGCGGGCCGCCUGGUCCAAACCAACAUGCAGCGGAUCGACGACACACACUUCGUGUUCACUCUCGAAAGACCAUACGAUAUCAACUACCUCACGGUAUUCCUCACGGGCGAGAUGCCCUUUCCAGAGGGGUAUGGCGCAACGGUGCACUUCGCUUGGCCGGGCGGCGAGUACUUCCUGCUUGGGACCCUGACUAAUGCGCGCCCAUCGGCGAUUUACAAGGUGCGCGGACACCUCCCGCCAGGCGUGGCGCCGGGGACGGUCGCGAACGCGCCCGCACAGAUCGGCAUCGAGGUUGCGACAAUUGGCGCGGUCGAGACUGCCGCGCAGGCCAGCGCUGAGAAGACGGGCAAGGGACGCGAGGUUGCGCAGCGCGUUGACGUGGGCUUGGUCGCGCAAAAGAUCGUCAAGAACCUCUUCAACUACCUCCACUCUUUCGGCGGCGACGUCAAGCUCACGCCGGAGACGCCAAUCCCACUCUCCGUUUUCCAGCGGUGGUUUGACAACUUCAACCGCAAGAUCGCCAACGACUCGGGCGCAGCCUUCCUCGAUCGCGAGGACUAGUGCUGCUGGCUAUUGUACAUGCAUAGUGGUAUCCUAUCCUGUC